AUGGAGCUCAAAAGGAACCCAUGGCUCCGGUGGGCCUGGCCGAAUUCAGGCCGAAAGCCGAGUCCUUGCGCGCCGUCUGGUACUGGUGUGGCGAAAGACUCAUCCACUGGCGACAGUAGGGGAAGGCUCAAAGAAGUUGAACAGUAUGAGCAGUCGUCGCCAGGCCGCCAACGCUGGGAUGUUGAGGCCGCAGGUGUGAUCUCGUGCUUUCGGCGCUGCGCAGCAAACCUGCAAAAGACCUGGUGGCCCCGCCUGAACCGUGGUGUCCGCAUUGGUGCCAUCACUACACUAUCACUACACCUCUCGGUCUGCAAAACAUUGCCUUUGAUUGGCGGUAUGCCAGGGCAAGGUUGGUGCAUCAAUACGUACUCCCUCGCAUCGACUUCACUACCAGAACAGUCGGGAGCUGUGUUUUCGUGUUUCUGGGUGUGGGUCUUCACUCUCGCCUGCAUCGCCAUCAUGACAUUCAUCCUUUUCCCUGUGUUGACGUUUGGGGCUUCUCUCGGACGAUCGAUGUGCCUUCUUCUGUUCCUACUCAUCAUUUCGUGGCUUUCUAUCAUUCGCCUUCCCAUGACCUAUAGAGUGGCUCCCUUUGUUACCCACGUCAACACUCAUAGCAUGACUGGAUUUGCGUAUGUAUACCUUCCCUAUACAACGGCUGCUGUUAUCUUGGCUCAGCAGUACCGUGCCUUUGACACAGACUUGCAUACGGGUCUGAAGUUUAUCGCAUCGUACAAUGCUGGUGUCCUGGCGGCCUCCUUACUUGGCUGGGCCCUUUUCACGCUGCAGGUUGCGCUGCCUCCUUGGAGCAGCCAGCGCCACAACGUGCGUGUAGCGCUGAGUGGGAUAAUGCUAGACGUGCGAGAUAAUCUGGUGAACGUGGCAACUUUCUUCCGUGAACUUCGCCGCAGACUGCUAAUGAAAGAUCCCCGCGAUUUGGAAAUGAACUACAAGAAGUUAAAGGAAGCAUCGCAGACACUGCAACAGAGUUGUCAAAGCAUGUAUAGAGCAAUCGGGUUGCAGACAGAUCUUCGUGUCGCCGUUGUGGGCAGCAGCACGGAACCAUAUUUCAUGUAUCCAGGUCCCGGUGUGUUCCUUUUCCCUUUUUUCGCCCGCUGCCUCGAGGUCCUCAUUCACAACUGCAUGGCUAUAAUAACGCUUUCUCGGAACAUUUGCAUCAUCUCUCAGAACCUUGUACGAGUCCGAGUCGGGGCGAAUGAUGCUAUAGCAGAAAUUCUGCAGCGCAUAGAGCCGUUACUGAAUACGACAGUUCGUGCUUACAGUCUGUGCGCCACCCUCCUCCUUGUCCGUCCUUCCACCGUCAAGAGGGCAGCUUUUCGGGAAAAGGUUCGCCAAGGUCUCGAACAGCUUGACCAGAUCGAUGACCUGGUCGGAGACUCAUUUAGCCUUUUUCGCUCUCCCAGCAUGCAGCUGCCAACUAGACAGCUGACUGUUGGGGAUGAUGUUUCCGUUUGUCUACGGCGACUCGUCAGCCGCGCAUCGAUUGGUAGUAAUGCAAGCGCUGUAUCUGAUCAAAGUGGAGUAUUUUCUUCCUUCUCAUUCGUCGCUCCCGACGCGUCAGUUGAAUACCCGUCGUUCAUCGCGGGCUUCACUGGCUCCUACUGUCCACGCCCUGCUGGUGGUCAUACUGCCGGCGACCUUCAUGUGCCACGCAUUGCGGAUUACCGAGCAGCGUAUGCCCAUCCUUGUAGCUUGUUUCAACUGGAGCCUCCUCCGUAUGCCAGACAAGAGGCAUCUUCCCAGGCGAUCGCGUCGUCUAUCUCUAUCGGCCCAGCCGAUAGAGAUAGAGUGGUGGGGAGUCGACAACAAAAAACCACGGUUUCCCCAGGAGGCAGCUGCGUACCGUCCCACAGCUUUUGUUGCCAACCCGCCUCCGUCGGGGGAGUACAUACAAAUAACGUGGCUGCCCCCAUUGAGGAUGGUACCAAGUUGCGCCCGCCUGGCGGCUCUAUCGGCGUUACGCAGAGUGCGAAUGCAGCUGCGUGUUCAGAUCAAGAAAUGGCAAGGGACGUCAAUACUCGGAGCUACCAAACUCUUCAAACAUCUUCUGUGACCCCUUGUCAGAAGGGCUCUUCCCAAUCGCGCUCACGGCCAUUUGAAAAUGGAGUCGUUUCCGUUCCUGUAGACGGGGAGAUGCAAAAUCCGUUUGAUGGGACGGCGGCGGUGACGGGUGUAAACCCAUUUAGCUGCCGCGACACCGGGAAUGCUUCGGAAUUUGCAGGCGUGCCACGAAGGGGGUCCGGAACCGUCCAGGCCGAUGCCGAUGAGGUGCGAAGCCCGUCGCCCAUCAGAGCUGCAAGCGCAAGCUCACGCAGUGACUCCCUUGAAGCAGAGCCUUCAAGUUUCCGUAGCCCCUCCAGCAUUGACGUAGACGCCGUCCUGAAUGACAUCUGGAGCCGCAGUAGCAGCACGGAUGAUUUCAGUGAGUUUGUAGGACAACCUGGUGCCUCACCGGUUCCGCCGUUGCACAGCGAGAGAGAAAGGCAGGGACCCGGCUCCAAGCUGCGCAACGAGACUGCAGUGCCUAACGCAGUGGCGAGGGACGGAGAGCAAAACAUGGAUGCAGCAGGCGGCGUUGCCGGCUGGCCCUGGCUUGGCGAUUCUCACCAGUGGAACCCGUCACGCCCGACUAAAAAUCACUGCAAUCUCAAGGACCCUAACGUAUUGCUCGGAGCAACGGGUCAGAAGACUAGUGGCACCGUCAGUCAGAGUGUUGGCCUGGGUGCCGCGACGGAGGAAAUGCGGCAGGAGAUGAGGCUUUCGAAGUUGAUCGUGUCUCUGUACCAAAUUUGUGCCAUGGAUACUCAAGAGCUGUGCAGUACUGUAAGGGGGGCAUGCAUCGCUGUUCUCACACCAUCAUGGCCUGGUGCCCGACAAAAUCUGAGAAUGAUGACUCUGUCUCUAGCAAUGGUAUUCGUACAGCUUUAUGUCGGUCUUCGGAACCUCUUGCGCCCUGAUAACUGGAAGUGGCGAGGCAAGGACGCUUUUUACCGGGACGUAGAGGUCGUCCACAACAUUCGGCUCAUUGGAGGACUCGGAAUCCUAUUCGGGUUUUGCCUUUUUUAUGGAAAACACAUAGACCAUUUUCUCGGAGGCUUAACGGUUGCACACGGUCCGCAGACGGCGAAGCAGUGGGUGAUUCUCGGUUUCCUCUGCGCUCACAGCUUCACGUAUGAGGGAACCACGCAGAAAGGGUUCAAGCGUGCAGUGGGUACCCUGAUGGGAGGCCUCGUCGUGGAGGUCGUUCUAGUGGCAACGACGAGCUACUUCGCCGUCCUUGCUUUCGUGUUCGUCUCCAUCGCUGCAGCCGUUUUCGUAUUCGCGAGUCCCACUGACCCUGCAAGCGAAUAUGACCGCGAAUUCGGAUACAUCGGGCAGGUCUUCAUUUGGACUGUCACUUUCGUGCUCGACGUGAUAUGGACUUACGAAGGAACACUCCCGCAAGCAAAACUACGGGACACUGUCGUACGGAGCCGCAUAUUCGGGAAUCUAGUUGGAAUCUUCUUCUCGAUGGUCAUUGGCUUUGUACCUCCCGUUUUCAGCGCUGAGGUGGCCGCCCGAACGUACUGUGCUACGCUUCUGAAGACAUGUCGACGUUGCAUCGUGCUCAUAAAUGCAGCUUUCCUCAGCCUCACACGAACGAGUAAUUCCAGGGAGUCAGGCUCCGCGGGACAGGUGGUUGUGGGAUGCCGAUCCCCAUACCUGCAGAGUACAGAAGCCUCGUCUUUUUCCACGCCUACGUCACCAAUUACAGCGCCUAGCAGAACGCUUCAGUGGGCACGGCUGCUGAGGUUCGGUUGUCCUGGCAAGCGUUUAAGCAAACACGAGUGGCAUCGACGUCGACGAGAAAAACGGAAAGGCCCUCCUGAGUUCCACGACUACAUUCUUCAGGCAGAAGAAUUGCUGAGGCAUCGUACCACCCGCCUGCUUGUAGUGGCCCGCAUGCUGUACGACGAGGGCGCCUCGAGUCCGCAUUCGCCGUUCUGGAGAGUGGAGCCGGAUAUGGGAGAAGUCAUGAACAAAAUCGAGUACCUGAUAAUGUCUGUGGUAGACACGGUCGAUAGUUUAUGCCAUCUGGCAGUCACGGCUGAUCCAGACCUCGCCUUGUUCCUCUACGGGGGUCCCAUUGAGGGUCAUGCCUCAUCCCUCAAUGUGAUACAGCAGGAUAGACGCAACCUGGAGCUUCUGCUUCGCUGUCGGUCAGGUAACGCUCUCCAGUUGAAUCUUUUCCGGAUGGUAAAGGCGCAGUCAACAUGCUUUGCGUUGCUUGCGAAGGAGAUAACCGCUGCUGUGUUGAAGGUGGUUGACAGAAUCAUAGCCUGGGAGCCCUUCAGAGUCCGUGUGGCGAUGCCCCGCAAGUAUCUUGUUGCAGCGCAGGCAUAUGCUCGCGCGCGAUUCAGAGUUGAGCGGUACAACAGCCGCAUCUACGAAUGUUUGACUCUUUGUGGGAAGGAACUAAGCGAAGCGGGGACCUUCCGAAUGGACGAAUGGAAGGCAGCAAUUUUCAGUGUUCUUCUGAUCGUUGAGAAGUGCGACAACAGGAUAUAUUUCAUGGACGACCUUCACCGGUUUAUUGCGGCAAGCGCGACAAAGACAAUUUACAGGAAGCACGAUCCCGAAAAUAUCCGCGAGCUGGUUGUUGCAACCUCGUGUUUCGAGAGCCUUAGCAGUCUUCGGAGCACCAGCAUGCUUCACCACCACACGGUCAUUGGAUCUCGCCGGCCCAGUCAAGGGCGGGUUUCAAGGGUGGACAGUCACGGACAGCUAGAAGAGGUACCGUUGGUAGCAGACGAAUAA
Messenger RNA from Besnoitia besnoiti, 4818 nucleotides. RefSeq lists its product as uncharacterized. NCBI's taxonomy places the organism in Eukaryota, Apicomplexa, Conoidasida, Eucoccidiorida, Sarcocystidae. The coding region runs from base 1 to 4818 and encodes 1605 amino acids. The transcript has 8 exons. The record is from RefSeq and is a predicted model, not a curated record.